AUGCAAUUCGAGAUGCAGGAAAGCAGCGUGAAAGGAAAAGCCAUGUCGUACCCAGUGACCAGCCAGCCCCAGUGCGCCAGCAACUGCUGCUACCAGACACAGGCCAGCGACUGGCACACGGGGCUCAUGGACUGCUGCAACGACAUGCCCGUCUGUCUCUGCGGCACUUUCGCGCCCCUGUGCCUGGCCUGUCGCAUCUCCGACGACUUCGGCGAGUGCUGCUGCGCGCCCUACCUGCCCGGCGGCCUGCACUCUCUGCGCACCGGGAUGCGCGAGCGCUACUGUAUCCAGGGCUCCAUCGGGCACGACUGUGCGGCCCUCACGUUCUGUCUGCCCUGCUCGCUGUGUCAGAUGGCUCGAGAACUGAAGAUCCGAGAAUAA
Messenger RNA from Suncus etruscus (white-toothed pygmy shrew), 381 nucleotides. RefSeq names its product cornifelin (gene CNFN). NCBI's taxonomy places the organism in Eukaryota, Metazoa, Chordata, Mammalia, Eulipotyphla, Soricidae. Gene Ontology annotation, cellular component: cornified envelope. The record is from RefSeq and is a predicted model, not a curated record. The coding region runs from base 1 to 381 and encodes 126 amino acids. The transcript has 4 exons.